UCCCCCAGUGUUAGCAGAGGUACGUCGUGCUGCUGAAUGCCCUUGGAAAUGAAGGCUUGCGUUCAGGGCUUUGGAAUUAAGAUGCAGGUAACUUUGCUGAUAGAUGGCGGAGCAGCGUCAGGACGUCACCAUGAUGGAGGAUCACGCAGCUGGCCAGGAGAAGCACAUCCCAUCAGGCUAUCCCCUUCAGAUACCAGUCGAUGAUGGAUCGGAUGAGCCUGUUUCUGAAACAUCUGACGCUAAGAGCACCCCAACUACGGAAGAUGCCACAGCACCUUUAGUGGAGGAAGGAGACCACGAGGAUCAGGGUGGUGUCGAACAGCACGGGGAGAUCCCAGAAGGAACCACAGCUGAGGAGGCGGGCGUAGGAGCCACCCCCAACCUGGAGGACCACGCUGCAGGAGAUGCUGCUCAAGGGGAGCCAAGCUCUCCAAAGCUACAGCCUGGCCAUCAGGAGCGUGUGGGAGAUGCCAUAAAAAGAGAAAGCCAGCCCACAAAGCAAGGAGCUGGAGUUCUCCAGCAGCCUCUUCUGUCUCAUGAAAUGAAGGCUACAACAGCAGCUCCCACCAGAAUAGAGGUCACCAUCCCAAUACCCCUGGAUAUGUACCAAGACUCCAGGCCGUCUGAAGACAACAAUGAGUUGUGGGAUCAUCGAGGCAGAGAAGGCAUUGGUGUGGCUCCAGCCCUGGGAACAGAGCUGGGCCGUGAUGUGCGCACUGAGGGGUUGGCAGGAGCGGGUGGUGCAGAUGACUCCCUUCUUAAAGAUGGGCCAUCUCCUUUAUAUGCCAGAGCUCCAUUAAAAGAAGAUGUCAGUGGCAGGGAAAGAGAUGAGGACCGUGAUAUUGAUGAAACUUCUGAACAGGAUUUGCUUUCCCUGGUGGGACAGCAUGUUUCACCAGGCCCUGAAAUGGGCUUGUGUCCAGCAACAGCCAAGGAAGAUCUGGGAGAAUAUGCCUUUGUAGAAAACAAGUCCAAAGAUGUCCUCAGAGACAUACCCGGAGAGGCACUUGGUGUUGAAACUGAAUCACAUAAAGCAGGAGAGGACCAAGAGGGGAGGAGACAGCCACUGAGGGGGGAAGAAGAGACAGAUGUCAUCGCUUCAGAGCCUUCUGAUGUCAUCUCCCAAAAAGAAGCGAAGCUUGGGGAGGCAGAAGAUUCUGGACCCUUGCUAGAAACAGCCAAACUCCCUGUUGAGUUAAAAGAUGACACGGAAGAGAGAGCUGCUCCUUUGGAAGAGGCUGUACCAGAUACUGGAGAACGGCGGACGCCCAAGAAGAAACCCUGUGCCCAUGGUGCAGACAAAGCCGUCAGUCGCGUCCCUCUCCUAAAAGGUCGUAUUGACAGCAAAGACAAGGAAGGGACUGAAGCUGAGGAAAAGAAACCGAAGAAAUCCUCACCUUCCACUGCCAAACCCCCAGGCGAUAGACCCUCCAUUCCCCCCAAACGACACACCUCCUCUAGCACAACCCCUUCGAAAACACCCUCCAGCCCUGCUUCCACCUCUAAACGAGUCUCUUCUGUCACAUCCCGACCUGCCAGUACAGGAACGCAAGAAACAAAAGCCAAGGGCCCAGAGAUGAGAGGUGGCACGAAGGCGGCCACGCCGCGGUCUGCAGCCGGGCAGGCUCAGAGGAACUCGACCAAUGCCACGCGCAUCCCAGCAAAGACACCCACGGCCCCCAAGACACCUCCCAGCUCCGGCAGAAAGGAGCAGAAAAAACCACCUCCUGCAGCAGCAAAGUCUGAGAAAGGUGAGCAGCCAAAGUCUGGAGACAGAAGCGGUUACAGCAGUCCCGGCUCCCCCGGGACUCCAGGCAGCCGUUCCCGCACUCCCUCUCUGCCCACCCCACCAGCCAGGGAGCCCAAGAAGGUGGCAGUGGUUCGCACACCACCGAAAUCUCCUGCAUCUGCCAAGAGCCGCAUCCAGCCGUCAGCUGCACCCAUGCCUGAUCUGAAAAACGUCAAGUCCAAAAUUGGCUCAACUGAAAACCUGAAGCACCAGCCCGGAGGGGGCAAGGUGCAGAUUAUUAAUAAGAAGCUGGACUUUAGCAGCGUUCAAUCCAAGUGUGGCUCAAAGGAUAAUAUCAAACACAUCCCAGGAGGAGGCAGUGUGCAGAUUGUUAAUAAGAAGUUGGACUUUAGCAGCGUUCAAUCCAGGUGUGGCUCAAAGGAUAAUAUCAAACACAUCCCGGGAGGAGGCAGUGUUCAAAUUGUUUACAAGCCAGUCGACCUGAGCCAUGUGACAUCCAAAUGUGGUUCCCUGGGCAACAUCCAUCACAAACCAGGCGGUGGCCAGGUGGAGGUGAAAUCUGAGAAACUGGACUUCAAAGAUAAGGUGCAAUCGAAAAUCGGGUCCUUAGAUAACAUCAGCCACGUCCCUGGAGGAGGAAAUAAAAAGAUUGAGACUCAUAAGCUGACUUUCCGUGAGAACGCCAAAGCCAAGACCGACCACGGCGCCGAAAUUGUCUACAAGUCCCCCACCAUCUCCGGAGAUGCCUCCCCACGCCGCCUUAGCAACGUCUCCUCCACCGGCAGCAUCAAUAUGGUGGACUCCCCCCAGCUGGCCACGCUAGCCGACGAAGUGUCCGCUUCGCUGGCCAAGCAGGGCUUGUGAUCGGGGCACGGCGGGCCAAGAUGAGAGAAGACAAGGAAAAAGAAAGAAAAAAAAAAAAAAAAACAAAAAUAAUAAUCUGGCCUUCUUCCUCUGUUCCUUUUACAGCUGCUUCCCCAUCCCCUAACUGGUUAAUGAUUUAACCUGCUUUUACUGUUCAUUCAGCUCUAGCUCCAGGACUUCAAAAUCAGUGACACUAUGAGGUACAAAACCUCCUCUCCCCCCGCUCCUUGGAGCGCACAGCCCGUUCCCCCCGCGCCCUCCCUCACCCCCCUCCCCUCCGGAGGGGUCCCCUGCUGUCCCAGCCCUGCCUGGGGCCACCCCCCCUGGCAGGGACCCUCCCGCCGCCCCGGGGAAGCGGGGAGGGGGAUAGAGGGGGGGUCCCUGCCAAGGGACCACCAAGGUCCGCACAGGGAGGGGACAGGACCUUCCCCUAAGGAUGGUCCCCGUGGGCAGUGGGUGCUGUUGCCAGGGGCUGCAGGGAGGUGCCCUCCCUUUCUGCGUUAAAUUUUCCUGCUGAUUUGGAAGAAACCUUUUUGUUUUUACCUCCGAAAGCCGAGAUGUGUAUGAAGAUAACUGCCAGGUGUCCCCUAAACCGGCUCUCAGCUCCGGCAGCUGGAGUGCUGCCGCGGCCGGGGUGUCCCGUUGCGGGGGGGCCCCCGCCCGGCCGUUCCCCCUCCGUGGCUGUGCUGGAACCGCUGAGUGGAUGAGUAGAGGCUUUUCCCCAUUCCUUUGGCAGCCCCUCGUGUUGUAGAGUAGAUUUGUCUGUAUAUGCUUGGACCGUGCCAGGGUGAUUGUUUUCAUAAACGAGCAUGUGUUUAAAAAAA
Messenger RNA from Athene cunicularia (burrowing owl), 3438 nucleotides. RefSeq names its product microtubule associated protein tau (gene MAPT). Bases 104 to 2614 code for a protein of 836 amino acids. The transcript has 16 exons. Gene Ontology annotation, biological process: neuron projection development; microtubule cytoskeleton organization. The record is from RefSeq and is a predicted model, not a curated record. Lineage: Eukaryota; Metazoa; Chordata; Aves; Strigiformes; Strigidae. Gene Ontology annotation, cellular component: neuron projection. Gene Ontology annotation, molecular function: microtubule binding.